AUGGUGCCGCGACCCGGGAGUACUACUUCGAAUGACGGGCCAACGAUCGAAGAGGCAUCGGAGGCAGGUGCGCAGUCGGCUGGAAGGUCGCCAACCGCAAGAGAGCACAGUGAGAGACCUGUCGCGUCGUGGAGCUCUGAGGGAACCUUCACGACAGGCCACGGGGCCAGCGACGACCUGGAGGGCUACGAAGAACAGUUUGCCGUUCCCGAUUCGGCUCCCGACGAGGGAGCCGCGAAGGGCCGCGACGUAAGUCGCGGUCCUACUGGUCGGAAGCCUGCGAAGGCCGACAACCAACAACAACCCACCGCCAAGGCCGCCGCCAAGCGCAAGUUGCCCAAGAGGAGGAAGAAGAAGAAGCUGCGCGCGCCGGACUCGGCGGAAGCGUCGCUGUCCAAGCCGCAAGGCAAGGACGCGGGGCGCCAGUACACCGUCGAAGAGGUGCGGUACGUCGUGGCGCGCACUGAGCUCUUCCGGCUGCUGGAGCAAGACCCGAUCUUGGUCUUCCUCAAGCCCAUGCUGAUGAGCAACUUCACGGGCCCCUUCGUCGCGCCGGGCUUCGAUAGUCUCACCAGCGUCGCCCACGCCGCGCCGAUUCUCUUCCAGAUGCUGCGUGAUUCGGGAUUCGUGCUGGGAUCUUUCGAGAUGGAGAAGCUGUGCGACUGGGACCUCAAGUCCUGGUUGCGCGCGAUUCGCGUCGUGCGGGAGCCCUUGACGAUUCUCGCCGGAUCCGUCAAACAAGUCGCGACGAGUUCCGCGACGGGCUCAGCCCAGACCUCGACGACCACGCCCUCGCCGCCACCUCGAUACCAAUCGAGUGUGGACUUCAAUAGCAGCUUCGAGUCGCGCAAGCGCAAGUCUCCGGAGAAGCGCUGCGCGCCGGAUUCAGCGGAUGGACCGCCGGUCAAGGCGAGAGGCGAUGACACGGGGAAUCAGUUCACCGCGGCAGAGAUGAGGUAUAUGCUUGCUGGAGUGGAGCUGAUCCGGCUGCUGGAGCACGAUCCGAUCCUGCGUUUCAUCAAGCCCAACGCGAUCAAGUUCACGGGUCCUUUCCGGGUGCCGGACUUUGACAUGCUCACGAACGUCACGCGAGCCGCAGGGACACUCUUCGAGAUGUUGCACGAAUCAGGCUUCAGCUUGGGCAUCACCGAGAGGACGGGAGUGUAUGACUGGGACGUCGAGUCGUGGACACAUACGAUCCACGGCGUCUUGGGACCCUUGACGGUCCUGGUCGGAUCCAUCCAACGCAAGGUGACUCCGCCUGGGACGCGCCCAAUCUCAACGCAGAUGAUAACUUCGCCCCAGGCUGAGUCGAGCGUGGAUUCCACGUCGAGGUCCAAACCCCGACGCGACGUAGAUGACGAACCCGCCGACUUGUUUGACGUGGACUUCGGGAUGUCGAAAACCACGGCCGCGACCUCAACCACGACUUCACCGGAACUGGACGAGGUUUUCAACCAUCUGAGCGAGCCGCCGCGCGCUACGCCCCGUGAGGUCACGCCAGCGCGUAUCAAGGUUCUGCCGGAUCUGAAGGAAACAAUUCCUAAGGCGCUGGAAGAGGCGAGUACGCGCUCUACGACAACUCAGGCAUCGAAUACCCAUGUCUCUGCGGUUCAUGUCGAGCCAAGAAACUCGACGCGAAAAAACUCGACGCAGAAAAUGUCGACGCGGGACGCGUCGAAGGAGAUGCGCCAGCAAGGACUUGGUAAUCACGCCGUGAUGUCCGUCGCAGUGCCGGUUGCGACGACAUCCAGGCGACCGUUGGGCACGGCGCGGGCCUCUACGACUCCCGAGCAAUCGCGCUACGACGCACGAGUGCGGCCGGUCUCACUCGACGCGCUUAAGCGACUCGACCCAGGGCAAACACUCGACGUCCGCCUGCGCUCUAGCCGAGAUGCACCGCGCCUGUGGGUCACGCGCAGCAAAACGUGGGUUACAACCAUGUUUAAGACUAAGAUCGAGCGACAAACAUACCUGCGGGUGACCAACGUCACGGACGAGACAAUAAUGCUCGACGCAGGCACGAACGUGGGUUGGUGGACACCCUCCGAUCUGUUUCCGCCUGCGCCCCGCUUCGUGCUGGCGACUAAUCGACAGUACCAAGAUUGGCAAAACCUUGCGUAUGAAGUGACCUGCGACGAGGACGAGACCUGGCGUGACGACGAGCUCGUCUGGCCCAUGUAUGGAUGGCCGACCUACGAAGAUCUGGAAUUCGACGCGCGUCGAGGUGAGCUAGAGAAAGAAGUUCACGCGGAUAGGAAGCCCACAUCGUACCCAGUAGUCGCUGUGAAGUCACCAACAGCGGGGCUGACCCGUGCGCCAGCGGUGGAGACGUCGUCGGUCAGCAAGUUGCAGAUGCGUGACCACUCGACGCUGUCGCGCGUGGUGUUGAAGACACGGGUCGACGUAGUAACGACGUACACCGACUUCGAACAUGUGACGCACUACACGUACAACCGCGUUACGGCGUACGUCGAGGCGGGAACACGGGGCCCGACGCACUUGUUGGAUGCGUACGACGAGAUCAAGAAGACAGCGCGACGAAUAACUCGUCGCAGAUCCGGUGCGCGGAGACGAUGCACCGCCGAGAGGGCGAAGGACGGUGCCGACUCAGCGAAGACUCAGGUGGGGGUCACCCAGCCUACUACAGCGCAGACCACGUCGAGCCCGAGCGCGGCGAGGGUGCCAGACCCACGUUGCACGACGGACAGUCGCGCUGACGCGAGACGCGGGACGAGCGACGGUGACGCCAGCGCAGCAGGGGCAGGGGUGUUUGUCAUACAGCCGGCGGAUCACUCGCGAGAAGACAUCCGACCCCGGACGUUAGAUCUAGAAACAGCGUCACCUGUCAACCUCGUCGCGGAAGAUUGCGACGCAAAAAAACUCGACGUGGAAAAUCUCGACGCGGAACGCGACGCGAAAAAUCGCGACGAGGGAAACUGCGACGAGGCCAACCCUGUCGUCAACAACAUGGAUUUGGGGCGCGGGACGGCAUACGUCCUCGUGGUGACGAUGCACUCGGCUUCUACACGCGCGACGAACCCCAGAGGCAGAGCUCCAGGUGUCCUACAAGAGCUGGCUGCUCAGAACCCGUCGAGCCUGGUCAAGACCCCUCCCAGAGCGGCUAAAUGCGCAGAGAGUCAUGGCCCGGGUAUUUUACGGGGCGCGGUGUGCUGGACGAAGACGCGUCUUGCGUCGGAUCUGGUUGUGCAUUCAAGUUUUUCGCACCGCCGACUCGCGCAGGUGAACGCGCUAGAAGUCGACCAAGGUGUACACGUCGCAGAUCGGACUCGGGGCGGAGUCGCGACGACGGACACGGCUGAAGUCAAUUUGCCGAUACGGUAUUGCUUGGAUUGCGACAGCCCCGGUCUCCCCCACGAGCUUAAGCGCAUGUCCGACGCACUGGCAGGAUGCGAGGUACAACGUCAUGAGUGCAACGCGACGGGAAACUCGUCGCAGACCAGGUGCGCAGAGACGCUACACCACCGAGAGGAGAUCGUCAGGAAACCAGAUUCCACGAAACACGGUCAAUGUCGUGCGACGGACAGUCACGCUGAAGCGAGACGCGGGGCGAUGGGAAGUGCCCUCGACGGGGCGAGAGCGCAGGGGGGUGGCAACGAGCCUGCUGCAACGAGGAACGCGUCGAGCCCGAUCAGGAGGCCUGUUGCAGUGUCGAAAUACGUGGAGGGUCCAACGGAAUUCGAGGUUGCGAGGAGCGUGUCGGACGCCGCGAGUGACUCGUCGCGCGACGGAACAGAGUCGACGCGCCGAGGGAUAUGCAUCCUUCUGAACUGCCGACUCGCGCAGGUGAACGUGCUAGUAGUCGGCCAAGCCGGGGACGACGCAAAUCGGACCCGGGGCGACGUCGCGGCGAUGAACAGGGCUGGAGUGAAUUCGUUGAUGUCAUAUUGCUGGGAUCGCGGCAGAAUGGGAUUUGCCUACGGGCUAGAGCUCAUGCUGGACGCUGUGCCGCGAGACGCCCCGUGUGUGAGCACGUACGCUGUACGUCUUGAGACGGGCUGCACGCCUUGUCAAUUUUCGGUCAAGGACGUUUUCAAGUUGAGGCCUGUGUGCGCUAUGAUCAAUGGGACGAUCCCGUCGAACGAGCCCGCCGACUGCCGCGACGAGAUGCCGCUAGAAGUGAGCCGGGACACUAGCACUGUAAAGAGUGACGGCGUUGCGUACUCGAAGGUCAGGGACAAGCACGCCGAGACGGUUCGCGUCGUGGUAGACUUGGCGCUCUCCUUUCGGUUCGCGCGCGACCGAGAUCCGCGGUGUACGUCAAGGGCGAUAAUCGCCGUCGGAAAACUACCGCACCAGUUGUGCACCAAAGCGCAAGGCAGGCCAAACGAAUCGCGUCGCGAGACGAGUAACUCGCUUUACCAACUGUCUUUCAACUUCCGCACCUCCAAGCAAAACCCCGUUGAAGAGUUUCUGUCACACGCCGCGACGUGUUUGGCGGUGUCAACGAACGGACCGUUUGACUCCACCGAUACGUGUUUACUGGAGCACAGCCUGACACUCGCUCUGGACGAGGAUGCUUCCGAAGGGGAGAAGUCCUUGGAGCUGCAUGCCGGUCGGGCUUCCCGACCUGGCUGCGCGCGCCGCGAGUCCGACCACGCUGGUCGUUACCGUCUUGCGGCGAUUUCGCGCGAGGACGUGGGGCGGCUGAGCCGAGCCCUGGCCUCGGACUGGAACUGCGCUGUGACCUGGCGCGUUCGAUCGACAGCAGCAGCCGAGACGAAGGCGAAGACGAUGGAGUCGAGACCGAACUGGGAGGCCUGCACCCGUGACGCGUUGAUUCCUUGGCUCCGCUGUACCGCGACGCCGGACCUGGACGAAGCGUCGGACCUGGACGGUGCGUCGGAGCCCGAUGAGUAUCCGCGGUUAACGAGUGGAGGCGAGACAGGAGCAGCGGGGGCCGCCGCUCGGCUUGACUCCACAGGCCACAGCGUUUAUCUCCACCGCGACGGAAGCUUCACGUCGACGGAUCAUGUCGUAGGUGUCAAUGUGCCCGCCUACGGACGUGACGACACCGGCAAGAUGUUCUCGAAGUCCAUCGCGCACGUGCUACGCCGUCUACCAACCUCGACGCGCUUCCCGAAGCACCCGUCCUCAAACCGCGUCAUGCUCGUCGCGGUCCUGGAUGGCCACGUCGUGCUCGUCCUCCAGCUCGAUUACGUGAGCGCUGGAACGGUGGACUUGAGCGCUCGCGGCAUCUCGCCGCUACCCCCACACGCGACGUAUUCCCAGCUGCGCGAGACGUGGCCUGAAACUCGCCGAUUCCUCCAAGUCGCGGAUACGCGUCGCGCCCCGCCGGAGUUCUUUGGUGUGGGUCACAAGGAACGCGUUAUUGCGCCGAAGGUCUACUAA
Molecule: messenger RNA, 5373 nt
Organism: Phytophthora sojae
Lineage: Eukaryota; Oomycota; Peronosporomycetes; Peronosporales; Peronosporaceae
Exons: 10
Coding region: 1-5373 (1790 amino acids)
Source: RefSeq, a predicted model, not a curated record